UUGUGCUUGAAUUGUCAAACACAGAGAGCUCUAGCUUGGCAGUUGGGAGAUACGGGGAAAAUACCAAUAUCUAUCCCAAAAGACAAGCCUACAGUCAUGUCAAGAACACAGCUAUACCUGACUCCUGAAACUCCUGCACCUGCACAGACACCUAUUCCAAAAUCUGAGCUAAAACCAUCACAUGGAAAGCAGGCAGAGGAGGAGAAAACCAUAUCUUGUACUGCUGCAAAGGCAGCGUUGACCACUCCAGCGGUCUCUGCACCUCUCUCUGUUGUUCCUACCACAGAUAUGCUGCAGACAGAGAUGGCAGCUGUGGUGGAACCAAUACCAGCUGCAGAGACUCAGAAAGCUGUUAAUACUGCUGCUGAGUGCACUUUGAAAGAAAUAGGCCAAGACAAAAUCCCUGAUGAGACACGGAUAGAAACAGAACCGAUGUCUAUGCUUCCAGCAGUGCCAACUGAGGCAGAUGUAGUAAAGGUUAAAGAGGAUACAUGCAUUCAACCUGCAAAAGAAGGAAAACAGAAAGAUGUUGUGGUACAGAUGGAUAGCAUUCUUCAAGAAAUGUCUAAAGUAGACAUCAUAAAAGCAGAUAUUAAAGAGCAACAUAGAAAGGACAUCUUGCCGGUAUCAAUAGAAUCAUACAGCUCAGCUGAGGAAGAGCUUAAGGAGAUACAGAGAGUAAGUGAAAUAGCCAUAAAGGAAACUGCUACAAAACUGUUGCCUGUCAGAGCACCAGCCAGUGUAAAACAAUACCACGAGGACAGCAGUGAGAGUGAACCCUCCCCUCAGAUACAGAGAAGAAGAGUGAGGCCUGCUUCCUCCAGCAGUGAGGACUACAAACUAGACAGUUCAAAUUCUGGAGAUGACGAAGAGUUCAUACGGAGGCAACUUAUGCACAUGGGUGAAGACGAGAACUUGCCUUCUGAUGAGGACAAACACAGAAAAGAACAACAAACACAGCAAGAAACCAGAGAAGUUGAAAAAUCUGAUGAUUCCAUGAAGCCUAAACAUGCCCUAAAGAAACUUACAAUAGAGCCUGAGGAGAUUUCUGAUAUCACUCUGCCUUCUUAUGACCAAGAUGAUCAAGUCAUCCCUGCCUCAGAUGCAUUAGAAAAAAUCAGAGUGGAAAUAGAUUUGUCAAAUGACAAUGAUAAGAUCAUAGCUACUGACACCACAGCAGUUGCAAUCACACAAAAAACUCCUGUUAGACAGACCACGGAGGAGCAUGAGAGUCUGUUUGAAGACUCAUCCAAGGGUGAUGGUUCAUCCAGUGUUCAGGUGUCUAGCAUCACACCAGGAACAGCUUCACCUACUUCUGUGUCCUCUAUUGAUGAGGACAGUGAUAGUAGCCCAAGUCAUAAAAAGGCAAGAGCGGAGAGUAAACAGCAAAGAAAGGCAAAACAUAGACCUCAUGGUCAGGCCCUUCCCACUACAGAGGACUCAUCUGAGGAGGACGGGAUACGUGAGGAGGGUGAACAGAUGGAGCACGAAGAUAAAAGAGAUGAUCAGCCGCAGUUAAGAAAGAUCAAAAAAAAAAUUAAGACUGAAAGAGAUGAUCUGGGCAUGCAAAGGAGACAAGAUCAUUUGACUAAAACUGAUCAAUUAAGGCAGGCAGCGGGGAUGGAGGAACGGCAGUCCUCCUUCCCUGACUUUUCACCUAGUUUUGAAUCAGAACCAGAGAAUGCAGAAUACAGAAAAUUAUCAUCUGAAAAACGUUAUGCUGCAGAGAAGCCAUUAAAGACUGCUGAAGAGGUAUAUGAGGAAAUGAUGCAGAAAGCACAGGAAUAUAAAACAUCAGAGAAAUUCACACCACCUGAUAUUGAACCAUUAUAUGGAGGCAUGUUAAUAGAGGACUAUGCUUAUGAAACUUUAGUUGAAGAACAAGAACAGGCUGCCACAGAUCUUGGUAAAGUCGCCCAUGAACAAGAUUUGAGAAAGAUGUCUGAACAUGAGUCGGUGAGGAUACUUAUGACACCAGAUGAGGCUUAUGAAGAUAUGAUGAAUAAAAGAAGCAAGAUCAUUCAAAAAGAGAAGGAGGCUCAGCAAGCACAUGCAACAAAGAUUGACACAUCCUUGCUACUUGAUGUCAGUGACACUUGUUAUGUGAGUAUUUCUGGAAAUUAUGCACUUUCUACAGAUAAAAAAGCAAAGCCACUGUUGGAAACAGAGGAUGCCUAUGAAGAGCGAUUGAAGACACAAAAAGACGGUUUAACACCAGGAACAAGUCCUACCCAGUCAACUCCUGUGUCUCCUGCCUCCCCUCUGACUGUGUCUGAGUCAUCAUAUGAUUCCCCUGAGGUGAUACUCAUCCCUUCAAGUGGGGAAGAAGACAACCUAGCUGAACCUAUUGAAUGCAUUUUGGAGCCUUAUAUUACAGAUUCUACAUAUACUCAGGGUGUAUCUGGGAUUAAAGCUUUAUAUCCAGUUCCCGACUUAAAGAUCACUCAGUGCUCCUCUGGUGAAGAAGAAGUUGAAGAGGAGGACAGUGUCACACAAGAAAAAAUUUCCCCUGAGCCAACUGGUAUGCCUCACAGUGAGGAGGAACCACAAGCCCCAGAAGAAUCAUUUGUAACUGUUCCCAUUUCUGUAAUAUGUGAAGUUUUUACAUCAAAACAUGUUGUGGAGACAACAGCAAUAUCACCACUGUCUCUACCAGCAUCUCCAGCAGUCUCAUCCCCAGAUUCAAAUAUGGAACUAACAACAGCACCAUCAUCCUCUCCAGUUUCUGACCAGACAUCUGAAUUAACUACUCCAGCUAGCCCCAGUGUAGCUGAAGUUUCUCCCCCAGUUGUAAUUCACAUUCCAGAUUUGGUGUCUGAGCAAGCCACAACACAUCCAUCAGCAACUGCUCCUGUUGCAUCAUCCACACAGAUUAUUGGAUCCCCUUCAUGGGUCAUUUCAGCCUUAACACAUGUCUCAAAAAAUGCUGUAACUCCUUCUGAAAUUCUUAUUUCAAAGCCAACACCAGGUCCAAAACCAACUCCUGCACCAAAACCAACAGUUAUAUCAAAACAGGAAACAGUCCCUACUCCCGAUAGUGUUUCAUCCUGUACAUUGGAUUUAGCUCUUCAAGAUUUAGCUCAAAGACCUUUGGUCAGUGCAAUACAUGAAACAUUUUCAGCUGCUGAAUCAGCCACAAUAGACAAACAAACUGUUGCACCAAUAACUCCUCCAAAAGUUGACCACGUAAACACUCCUCCUACUAUUGCUACACCUAUUAUACAGUCUCACAAAGGACCUUUAACACAAACUUCUGUUAUAAUUCAAAUGCCUGAUCAUGUGUCCCCUGCAUUAGACCAUCCAGUUCAAGAACAAACUCCAGUUUCAGUGCCUACCCUGCCAUCCACUGCACUCAGGAGUCAGAUUCCUACAACUGCCCCCAUAGUUGCACAGAUGCCAGACCUGCGUACAUCUCCAUCUCAAUCAAUAUCUGUGACCUUUCCAGUACCUUCUAUAACCUAUGCCCCACUUCCAGCUAUAGUUUCAGCAGUGGAUCAAGCACAUAUUUCUGUUCCAACAAUGGUAUCAGCUUCAAUACCGGCAAAAGUUCUCUCUACAGACCAGACCAGCUCAGCUGUUGAACAAGUGGCCACACCACUGUCUGCUCAAUCCAGUAUUGCUGCUUUAGCAAAAGAGAUUAAACCACUAAGCAGUGUUUCUAUUCAAAUUCCUAUUCAGAGGCCAGCAGAAACCAGACCACACAUGACACCCCAAUUAGGCCAAGCAGCCACUGUUUCACUUCCAGCAAGUCAUGGAGAGCAUAUUGCUGCAAAGACAGUCUCUGUUGUUUCUCCCAUUGUUACUACAACUGUUGCUUUUGGAGCUCUACAGAAGGAAAACGUACCAGAUGAUGUAAUUUCUUCUCAACAGUCACAAAUCAUUUGUCCUGUUGUACAGACACAGCAGGGUCAAGUUGUUGCCAGACUGCCAAAUUUUGAAAACAUGGCAGGUAAAACAACUAUUGAAGAUGGGAGAGGGCACCUUGUUAUUGUUAGUGUUUCUCCUUUUACUUAUCCAGCCACAAUAUCAAGUUUCAUCACUGAUUCAACAGUUUCACCUUGUGUGACAUCUGGAAAACCCCAUGUUCCUCAAGAAAGAACAGAUAAACCAGUGAUUUCAUUUCCACCACCUCCUCCAGCUUCCCCACCAGAAUUGCCAUAUAGCGCAAUACCCAAGACUGAUUUUAACCAGCAAAAGUCUAUUCCAACUCCCUCACCAGUUACAGUAACUGUGCCUGAACCCCCACCAAAUGUUGCCAUUAUAAAUAUAAAACCAGCUCUGACCCCAACACACAAAUCACCACCCCCUGUCCCCCCCAAACCUGUAUGUAUUCCCCCAGGACUGGUAUUUAGUCACAGAUCAAGAGAGAGCGUAAAACCACCAGUUAGCCCUGAGCCAGUAGUUGUUCAAGCAGUUCGUGCUGCAACGCUGCCAAGAACAAGGGAACCUCCAAAUGCUUUGUCACUAAGUUUGACUGCCCCUAUAGAGACCAAGCACAGUGCUUCAUCACCAAAAUCACCUUUGUCACCCAGAUUUGCUAGAACACUUGAAACAUAUGUGGUGAUAACAUUACCCUCAGAACCAGGAUCACCCGUUGAGGGCAUUACAACUCAAGCACCGAUGAGAAGAUCAUCACUGCCAACUCCCAGACAACAUGUUCCAUCUGAUGCCCCAAGAGUGUUUGCUCCAUCUGCAGUGGAUGUACCUGUGUCAUUAAUUUCAGCACAAAUUGUAGCAGCCCAGCCAAAGCCUACCUCAGCUUUAAACAGAGCAGUGCCCCUUGAGGUGAUGGCACCUGACUUUGCUUCAGUCACAACAGAGACGUAUCAUAUUACACUAGCUGCGGAUUCGAGACCAAGUAUUAUGGAACCUUGUGUAACAGUCCCAGAGCUGCCAGUUGCUUCUGUACCAACAUUUGUUUCAGCACCUCUUGUAGUGGCAUCAUCAGGACUAUCACAGACUAUGGCUGUUGUUCCUCAUAUAACAAUGGAAAAUACAAUGCAUUCCCCAUCUGCUUUUAUAACACAACAUGUUGUAAUGGCACCUUCUGCUUUGAUUUCAGCAGCACCUGUUGCAGCAGCACCACAACCACCGCCCACUGAUCUGGAAUCAACAGCAUAUCUGGCAAUGACAUACCCCACAACUUCAUUGAUUUCUCCUCUUGCCAUGCCUCCAGUCUCAGUGGUGCAUACAUCAAAAUUGUCAGAGGAGGUACCAGUAGUAUUAGCCCCGAUGUCAGGAGUUUCUACUGAGUCAGUCCCUCACUAUACAGUGAGUGAUGUGCAACAAGAACUUGAGAUGCAACAAAAUCAAAAAACAUAUUCUGCUCCAAUAACAAUAACCCAGAUUCCAAUCCCUGCUAAAAAUGAAGACAUUCCAGGUUUGGAUAUGAAAGAAAUUCUAAUAGUCUCAGCUUCUGAAGAGGCCUUAACUGAAAUGGGUCCAUCACCAGUACCAAUAACACAGCUUCAAGAGCAGCAAACAGUUUAUGAGCAAAAACAAGACAUUUCAGUAGUGACCACUGCAACAACUGUGCCACCAGCACCAGUAACAUUUACCCAAUUUACAAAAUCUAUUGAGAGUCAAGAUAUUUGUGGACAAGAUAAAGUUAUAUCAAGCAUGAGCCAAGUCUUCUCUGCAGUCUCAACUACUGAGCAGCGUCCUGAUGCAUUGCCUAAUCUUGUAACCCAAGUUGUCACGACUGAAGUACAAAGAACAACAACUGUGUCAGUUGUCCAGGAGAGGAUUCCUGUCAAACCCAUACCUGAACCUGUGGGUGCUACAAUCACAAUCCAACCAGAAGUCCAUCCAAAGCCUAAACAGAAUGGAAGAAUACAAUACCCUAGUGACGUUAUAGAUCUUACCACAUUUAAAGUCAAUGUUACAAUGACUGAUCAAGGAAUGGAUUUGACAACCCCAGAUUCAAGUAGGUCUUCCUUGGCAAGUGAAUCAAGUGGGCGACAGGCCACUGCUGUACAGCCCGAAAUUGUGAAUCUUAGUGCUGAAAUAAUCCCCACUUCAACACUCUCUGUUGUAACUGACAGCAUAACAAUUGUUACUUGCACAGCUACAAUUGCAUACAACAACAACACAGUUGACAAGCCUCUGGACCUGGGAAAUGCUACUUCAGUGCCUCUUCCACUUACCACAUACAAUCCAUUUGAGCCACUUGCACAGAUAGUGUACAGACCUGUGAAUUCACAACCUAAGGCUACAACCAGUGCAGAGAUUCCUAUUAACCUUUCAUACAAAGCUGUUGCAAGCACAGCUCCUACUCAUAUGCCCAGUACUAUAGCCCCGGUGAGCUUCACAAAUGGCACUGUUGGUAUACCAAUACAUACAGAGCCAAUGGCACUUGGACCUGUAGACCUCACCACAUAUAAGCCAAUGAAAACCAUGGUUGCUUUGACCUCAUCUUCUGGAGUGGUAACAACUGUUUUGGAAGAUGAUGGUACACCAGUUGAUCUAACAUCUGGAAGACGGAAUGUUUGCUGCGAUGUAAUUUACAGGCUUCCUUUCACAGGGAGUUGCAGAACACAGCCUACUGUGACCACACAACCAGACAAUCAAAUUGGCUAUCAAAUUGAUAUUGCCCCAACACCUGUCACUGAAGAUCUCAGUACCAUGAAGGCUUCAAUAUCUGACAGUAAUUUCAAAGAGGCUGAAAUUUUCUUUAGUUAUGAAAGGAAGAAUGGAUUCUCCUAUCAGAAUGGGGCAUCUGAGGGGGCUAUUGAUUUGGCAUCAGCUAAAAUGUCAACAGAAGAGGCCUUAGACUACUCAAAGAAAGGCACUUUGGCAUUUACUGGGAUCACCACUACUCCAUAUUCUCAAGGAACAACGUUUGGCUUCAAUAGUUUACUAAGAACGACAAAUGGCAUUGUUUACUCAUCGGUUGCUGCACCUGUUCCCUCCAUGUAUGCAAUUACUACCCAACCGGGUUCAGUAUUUAGCACAACAUACGAUAGUCUCACCAAUGCUACAGAUCCACUUUCAGCACUUCAAAAUCAGCCUGCUCCAUAUGGCUUUGUACACACAACAGACCAAUCAAUAUUCACACAGUCAGAUAUAUCAAAGGAUAUUCUACCUUCUGCAUUAGCCAGUCUCCUUCCCUCCCUGACAACCUUCCCUGAGCUCUACUCAGAUGCUACUCUUGAGGCAAUAGCAGCCUCACUGGACAUGCUGGUAUCCCCGAAUUUUCCUAAUUUAGACGACAGCAAGAGCCAGCAGUACAAGGCUGAACAUGAGUUCUUACAGUUAGAGAAGUUGAAACAGCUGUGUCUAGCUGAAGAGCUUGAAUGGGAGAGGCAAGAGAUACAGCGUUACCGUGAGCAAGAGCAGAUCAUUGUUCAGAAGGAGCUGGAGGAGCUUCAGAACAUGAAGCAACAACUUCUAAUGCAGAAAGAAGAGGAACGCAAAGCCCAUCUGAUUCUUCAGCAAGAAACUUUUGCACAGCAGCAGCUUCAGUUAGAGCAAAUCCAUCGAUUACAGCAGCAACUUCAGCAACAACUACAAGAGCAAAAGAUAUUCCCAUGUGGGUUCAGGCCAAGUGAGGGGAUGUCCCCACCCUUGAGCUCAGACAUCAUACUUGACUCAAAAUAUUCAGGGGGAGAUAAUGGACAAUACUGGCCAGUGAAGGAUGACAAUUCAACAUUAUCUGCAGUGUCCACCCAUGACUCCACAACAGGCCAAAACUGGCUAACAACAACUUCUGGGGCUUUUACACAGUAUAGUUCAAGCAUUCCUGUAUCAGUAAGUGCACAGACAAAGGAUCAAAUGCAGUUGUUGUCGAAGCAAGAGCAAAGUGUGGGAUUAAGUGGAAAGAAAUUAAUUGAGAGUGGUGUUCAAACAGACGAUGAAGAUGGGGUUGAAAAGUUUCCUUCUGGUAGAAGGAGAAGAAGUAGGAGAAGUGUAGAUAGCUGUAUGCAAACUGAUGAUGAGGAUCAGGAUGAAUGGGACAUCCCCAUUCGGAGCAGACGCAAGUCCCGUUCCAGUAGAUAUGCUGAUGGAGAGAAGGGAAAAAGCAAGGUAUCAAGUAUUGCGAUUCAAACUGUAGCAGAGAUUUCAGUUCAGACAGAGCAUUCAGGGACAAUUAGGAGAUCUCCUGUUCGGGCUCAGGUGGACACAAAGGUAGAUUUACACAGAGAGGGCCAAACAGAAAGUGAUUCAGAUAUUACAUCAGACAGAGAUAAAAGACGUCCAGCUCCUGCUGACAUAAGUGUUAGCACACACCUGGCAGCUGAUGAUGUUGGAGCAUCGUUAAUUACCAAAUCUCCAAAGGGAUUAUGCUCCCCGGUUUCACCAGUGUCCCCUGGGAAAAGUUCACAGAAGAUGCUUACAGCUGAUUCAUCAAGGCAUCUCAGUAGUCCAAGAUCACUAAGGGCCUCACAACGAUCUCUGUCUGACCCCAAGUCACUCAGUCCAACAACUGAGGACAGAAUGAUGUACCAGUACUCAGACACCUACUCUAGCAAAGGUUCUCAGAGCGGCACACCAGUUGGCACUCAGAAGAAAGUAAAGCGCACUCUACCUCAUCCACCACCGGAAGAAGAUACCCUCAUUGGCCUCUCUGGGUACACAACUGCUUCUGCCAGAAGACGAAUGUGCAGGAACACCACUAUGGCGCGGGCCAAAAUCCUCCAAGACAUAGACAAAGAGCUGGAUUUAGUUGAACGUGAGUCCUCAAAACUCCGUAAGAUACAGGCAGAGCUUGAUGAGGAGGAGAAAGAGAUAGAUGCUAAAUUGAGGUAUCUGGAGAUGGGUAUAAAUCGAAGAAAAGAGGCUUUACUGAAAGAGAGGGAGAAGAGGGAGAGAGCUUACUUACAAGGAGUGGCAGAAGAGCGAGACUACAUGUCAGAUAGUGAGGUCAGCAACAUCAGAGAGGCACGAGGUAAUGGUCAUGGACUAGAGCGGCCACGGACUGCCCCACAGUCAGAGUUUAACCAGUUCAUUCCACCUCAGACUGAGUCUGAGUCCCAGUAUGCACAGCUUACGAGCCCAUACUCUCAUUAUCAAUAUGCAUCCCAAACAAAUCAGUAUCCUCAGCAGACGUUGUACCAGCAGCAGUCUCUUUACCAUCAGCAGGUGUCCCCCUACCAAUCCAUCUACUCAUCAGUACCCUCACUCAAUCAGCAGUCCCAGCAGACUGGCUAUGACCAUUCCUCACUCCUUCUGAUGCAUCAUAAACCCCGUCAGGCUACUUUGUCUGAGUUAGAACCAAAGAUCACGACAAACUAUGAGGUCGUACGCAACCAGCCCCUUCUAAUUGUCCCUACAUCCACAGAGAGUGCCUAUGGAGUUUCCCAUCUCGGUGGUAAAUACAGUAGUCUUGAUCUGAGGAUGGGCUUGGAAGAGAGAGCCAGCAUGGCCAGCAGUCCCAUGUCCAGCAUAUCAGCUGAGUCCUUCUAUGCAGACCUCGAUCACCAUAAUGCCAGGAACUAUGUCUUGAUUGAUGACAUUGGUGAACUCACAAAGAGCUCCACGGGCCUUGGUUCAAGCUUCAGUAUCGCCGAUAAGGAUAUCAGCAAAGCUGACCGACUUCUCCGGACUGCUGACGUUCAUCUGACUGCAGAUGUGGCAGAUUUUCUUGGUCCUCUUCAGGCUUCUUCUCGAUUGCAUUCAUAUGGUAAAGCAGACGAGGAUUCCAUGGAGGAGCCAUAUGAAUUGAAGAUGUUGAAACAGCAAAUUAAGCAGGAGUUCAGACGCGGGACAGAUAGUCUCGAACAGCUUACAGCCCUGCCUCACUACCUCCACUCUGACACUAGUUUUAGGCAUUUCCCCAAAGCUGAGAAAUAUAGCAUUGGGAGACUAACUUUAGAGAAGCAAGCUGCCAAGCAACUUCCUGCCUCUGUUCUUUACCAGAAACAGCUAAAGAAUAAAAAAGCACUUAUUGACCACAAAAUUACAAAGUUUUCACCCAUCCAAGAGAGCAGGGACCUUGAACUAGAUUACAGCAGCUUUUUGGCCUCUGCCAGCUCAGUUGGGGGACUGUCUGCCAGGGCAAGGCUCUUGCAGGAUGAGAUCACUUUUGGUCUUAGGAAGAACCUAGCAGAGCAACAGAAAUAUUUGGGUUCAGCUCUUGCCGGUAACCUGGCUCAGUCACUCAAUUUAGGCCAAUCUCUCAACCUAGGGCCUAUCAUUAGGUCUUCCCUUCAUGAAGAUGGCACCUACCCCAGUGGCACUCGGUCAAGACCUUCCUCUAGGCCUUCCUCUGUAUAUGGACUGGACCUAUCUAUCAAAAGAGACUUGUCAAACUCCUCACUACGCCUGAAAACUGAGGGUGAGGGCAUUGAUAACCAGUUUGUAUCUAGGGCUAAACCGACAAGUCUGCCAAUUAGUCAGAGCAGGGGGCGAAUUCCCAUUGUUGCACAAAACUCUGAAGAGGAGAGUCCACUGAGCCCUGUUGGUCAGCCCAUGGGCAUGGCCAGAGCAUCUGCAGGCCCACUCCCACCCAUCUCAGCAGACUCAAGAGACCAGUUUGGCUCCAGUCACUCUCUUCCAGAAGUCCAACAGCACAUGAGAGAGGAGUCCAGGACAAGUGGCUAUGAACGGGACAUUGGCUUUAUAAAGGAUGACCUUCAGGGGGCCAUGUCAGAUAGCGAAGCUGGAGGUCCUAGCUGGAAUGUGAAAGCAUAUCACCUUCAGCAUGAGGAGACAGACUGGUUUGACAAACCCCGCCAGGGACGAGGUGGACCAGAAGCCGGGCCAGAGAGAAGACAAAUGAAAGGCAGCCAUUACCCCUUCCCACACACUCGCAUCAAACUGCAACGGGACCCCAAGGACCACACCGUCUCAGGGAGUGGACUGGGCAUCAGAGUUGUGGGUGGAAAAGAGAUUCCAGGGACCAACGGAGAGAUCGGAGCUUACAUCGUUAAGGUUUCAGCAGGAGGAUGUGCUGAACAUAUGGGAAAAGUUGUGGAAGGAAUGCAGGUUCUGGAAUGGAAUGGAAUCUCUCUGCUGGGAAAGACAUAUGAAGAAGUGCAAAGCAUUGUGGGACAGCAGUAUGGAGAGGCAGAAAUAUGUGUGCGCCUAGAUCUAAACAUGCUCUCCAGCACAGAACACCCCCAACAACUGGAGCUCCAUACUCAGCUGAGAGCUGGUGAGCAUCAGCGUUCUCCAGGUAUAGACCCAAAGCAGCUGGCCGCAGAGCUGCAGAAGGUUUCACAGCAGCAGGCUCCUGCCUCCGUGCUGUCUGCUCUGGAGAGAGCAGGACACUUGCAGUCUGGCACCGGAUCUGCCGCUUCCAGUGGGGUCCCCAGCCCUGGGAAACCCGGGUCCCCUUCCAUCAAAAAGCGCCAUAGUAGCAAGUCAGCAGAGGUUCUGAAGCCACAACCGCAUCCAAUCACUGGUGAAAUACAACUUCAAAUCAACUACGACAGGAAUAUGGGUAAUCUGAUUGUUCACGUGCUACAAGCUAGAAACCUCGCUCCUAGAGAAAACAACGGAUACACAGACCCCUUCGUUAAGGUCUAUCUCUUGCCAGGGAGAGGCCAAGUCAUGGUUGUCCAGAACGCAAGUGCUGAGAAUAAGAGAAGGAUUAAGUAUGCCCAGAAGACUCAGAACCCAGAGUGGAACCAGACUGUUAUUUAUAAAAACAUCCAUCUGGAGCAGCUGAAGAAGAAAACUCUGGAGGUUACUGUGUGGGAUUAUGACAGAUAUUCCUCAAAUGAUUUCCUGGGAGAAGUACUCAUUGAUCUCUCAAACACGGCUCAGCUGGAUAACACGCCUCGCUGGCACCCUCUAAAGGAGCAAAGCGAGAGUAUUCACCAUGGAAGAACCCACCCUCCACAGGGGCCCGGCGGCUCUGGGGGUCUCGGAGGUCAGGGAGGCCCUGGAGAGCCAGGAGGUUCUGGAGGUCAAGGAGGGCAACCGGGCAACCAGCAGUCCCCUAAAACUUCUGUCAUCAAGAGCCGAAGUCAUGGCAUUUUCCCUGACCCCGCUAAAGACACACAGGUCCUUACAAUAGAAAAGUCUCACAGUAGUCCCGGCAGCUCCAAAUCUUCCUCUGAGGGUCACUUGCGCUCCCACGGCCCCUCACGCAGUCAGAGCAAAGGCAGCGUCACUCAAGCCCACCUGGAAGAAGCUGGGAACGCCAUCGCUGCAGCUGAGGCUGCGGUGCAACAGGCCCGAUUCCAGCCAAAUAAAACAAAACACAGAAUGAUUGAUGGAGAUGCAUACACUCUGGACAGUGAAGAAAGCAUGGGCACUAACACUGUGGACAGUGCCAUAUUUCAGGUCCCUCAGCUGAAAAACAUUCCGAAUGGAACAGAUAAAAUCAGAGGACUUGAAUCUUUGAACCUGUCUGAUUCAGAAGGGAAGAUGAUGGGUGAGAUCAAGGUUGCUCUGAAGAAGGAAAUGAAGACCGAAGGAGAGCAGCUGGUUCUUGAGAUCCUGCAGUGUAGAAACAUCACCUACAAGUUUAAAUCUCCAGACCAUCUACCUGACUUGUAUGUAAAGCUUUAUGUGGUGAAUGUGGCAACUCAAAAGAGGAUCAUAAAGAAGAAGACCAGAGUGUGUCGCCAUGACAGAGAGCCAUCAUUCAAUGAGACAUUUCGUUUUAACCUGAAUCCCGUUGGCCACUCUAUUCAGCUGUUCCUGGUGUCAAAUGGAGGGAAGUUUAUGAAGAAGACGCUGAUUGGCGAGGCCUACAUCUGGCUGGACAAAGUGGACAUGCGCAAGAGGGCAGUCAGCUGGCACAAGCUAGUGGCCACCACCAGUCAAACGCAGCCAUAAUCAGAUGCUGUCCAUCUACCAUCGGCCUUCCAAAAAAGAGAAAAAAAAUAAUAGGGGGGUUUGUGGUUCUGGAAUGACUGAUGUAUCAUGGAAAGAGAAAAUCAGUUAAAUGAAAUACUAUGACAAAGAGUUUGAGGCCAUUCACCAGGAUAUAUAAGUCUAUUUCCACUCCCAGAGCACUGCUGUUGUCUAUUUGAGCGAGUCAUUUCUGCAACUACAUUCUGCAUCUAAAAUAUCUUAGGCAUGAGCCAAUUAUUACAUUUCAAUGUAAUUUCAGCAGUAA
Carassius carassius (crucian carp) is the source of this 13012-nucleotide messenger RNA. RefSeq names its product piccolo presynaptic cytomatrix protein b (gene pclob). The transcript has 23 exons. Bases 97 to 12729 code for a protein of 4210 amino acids. Lineage: Eukaryota; Metazoa; Chordata; Actinopteri; Cypriniformes; Cyprinidae. Gene Ontology annotation, biological process: protein localization to synapse; presynaptic active zone assembly. Gene Ontology annotation, molecular function: structural constituent of presynaptic active zone; protein binding. The record is from RefSeq and is a predicted model, not a curated record. Gene Ontology annotation, cellular component: cytoskeleton of presynaptic active zone; membrane; axon.